Molecule: messenger RNA, 979 nt
Organism: Drosophila subpulchrella
Lineage: Eukaryota; Metazoa; Arthropoda; Insecta; Diptera; Drosophilidae
Product: trypsin alpha-4-like
Exons: 1
Coding region: 24-854 (276 amino acids)
Biological process (GO): proteolysis
Molecular function (GO): serine-type endopeptidase activity
Source: RefSeq, a predicted model, not a curated record
UGUAACCAAUUUAAUUCGCUAUAAUGUUGCUAAAAGCUCUACCACUCCUUCUAGGGUUAUUCCUGCUCGUACUUUCCGAUCCCGAUCCCGAACCUGCAGUUUAUGACGAUGCAGAAGAGGAGAUGGUUAAGUGCAACAAUAGGACACUUGGUGGUACACCCGUGGAUAUAAACACAGCGCCAUGGACGGCAUCAAUUUCGAUCACGGAAAAAGCCAAGUGCGCUGGUAUUGUCUACAAUUGGAACCACGUACUAACGGCUGCCAAAUGUGUGGAUGGUUUUAUGAACAAGGCGAUAAAGGUGCGCCUGGGCAGCACUGAUCGCAGCACUGGAGUUACCGAAGUCGCCGUUUGCAAGAUCAUCGUUCAUGAGAAGUUUACCACCCACACCAUUCACAAUAACUUGGCCAUGUUGAAGUUGUGCAGCCCGAUCAAGCCCUCUAAAACGAUCAAGAAUAUCCAGGUGAUAAACAAGUUACCAGCAGAUGGCACAAAGACAGUAUCCCAUGGCUGGGCAUCCUUCCGAUGGUGGGCAAUGUUUUGGACCAAGUGCGUCGAUGAAUUGGCUCACAAGAUGCUGAAGGCGGAAGUGAAGUUUUACAAUCACAAUAAGUGUCUGGGCUUGUGGCCGCAAACGAGUUUUGCCAGAGAUACCAAUCCCAACGCAAAAAUCACAGAAGACUUGUUCUGCACCAAUAAGGUCGGUAAUGAAUCCUGCUCCUUCGACAUGGGAGCUCCCCUGACCCUCGAUGGCAAACUGCUCGGCAUCCUGACCAGGGGCGGCUGCUCCCAGCGACCUGAAAUCUACACCAAUCUCAUCAAGUUCAAGGCUUGGCUGGAUAAAAAUUCAAAGUAACAACGCCUUAAGUGAGGGUAAAAUAUUAUAAUAAAUACAUGUUAAUUGGUAACGUUUCUUUCAAUCAGCACAUAUUUUAAUAAAUAUAUAUCCUUGUCAUUAGCUUCAUGUAAAGCUACAGGUAA